This is a messenger RNA of Cinara cedri, 11109 nucleotides long. Lineage: Eukaryota; Metazoa; Arthropoda; Insecta; Hemiptera; Aphididae. The record is from the annotation of a GenBank genome assembly.
AUGCCGAUAAGUACCCGUUGCACGACAGUGCGACCGAACGCCCGACAUUGUGGUCUUGUAUACGAACAACGGCGACGGACUCUGAUCGUCGACGCCGUCAUCAUUGUUAUUAUUGUCGUCGUCACCAUCGAUCGGUGCGGUCCAGAUUCGACCAUGGUUCGGUGCGUUUUGACGGUGCUCUCGUGGUGCGCCGUCCUUCCGUGGUGCCACCGCGGCGUUUCGGCACAGUCAAACUAUCCACGGUCGCUCAACAGUGGCUGGGACACCGGGAAUGGCGGAUUCGCGAACAACGCCACCGGCGGCACAAUGGACGUGUUCCGGUUGCCGCCCGGGAUCACGCCGGUGUCGUACGCGCUGGAAGUGGCUACGGACUUUGAACGAAUGGCCUACGCCGGCCGGGUGACGAUCGUCGUGAAACCGCUCGUCACGGCCACCAACCGCAUAGUGCUCAACUCCAAAGACCUCCGAGUGACCGGGGUCGAGAUUUUCGACCACAAGACCGCCAAGCCCGUCGCGAUCAAGCAAUACUACCCGGUGGACAAAAACGAACAGCUGGUGAUCGAGUUGAGCUGCGCCGGCUCGCGGUGUCUGACGCAAAGCCGACUGUACGCCGUCCAGAUAGCUUUCGAAGCGGCCCUGAGGAACGACAUGACCGGUUACUACAAAAGCUCGUACAAGCACGAUAACGUCACCAAGUACAUUUUAGCAUUUUACGUUUGUUUUUUUUUUUUUUCAGUAAAUCAUUGAAUUUAGACGUUUAUAUUUCGGUUCAUUUCGAUUCAUUUCGUUCCGCGGGGAAUCUCGCUUGUUUCAGGUGGUUGGCGAUCACGAAAUUCGAACCUACGUUCGCCAGAAGAGCGUUCCCCUGUUUCGACGAGCCGGCACUGAAAACGCCUUUCAAGGUCUCGCUCAAAAGGCGGUCCGAUCAAAUUUCCUUGUCUAACAUGCCGUUAGCGAAUUCGUCGAAAAUGUACGCGUCACUCGUAAAAUAUCGUUUUUACAGAUUUCCGGCCGACGAUUGCGCUGUUUUGUGUUUUUUUUAAAUGUUUAUUUCGCCUUUCAGACAAGGUACGAACACGUACUGGGACCACUUUCAAGAGACUCCGCCGACGUCUACGUAUUUAGUCGCAUUUUUCGUGGGCGAAUUUUACGCCAUGAAAACGCGCACGUUUGGCGUAUACACGCACAGUAAAUACAUUAGUCAGGCCGAGUACAUAGCCGACGAAUCGCCGAGACUAAUCGAAGCGAUGGAAAACUACACCGGAAUAAAUUACAUGUUGCCCAAACUGGAUUUGCUGGCGAUUCCGGAUUUCGCGGCCGGCGCCAUGGAAAACUGGGGAUUGAACACGUACAGGUGACAUUAAACAAACGGAUGAAAUAUGUAAUCGUGUCGGCAUUUACCGUUUGAGAGCGAUAAUAGGCUUUUCGAAAACGAACACGUAACACCGAUAACGGGACAAAGACCGAUAUUUUGGUUCCGCGGGUCGUAGUUUUUAAUCAUCCGGUUAUUUAUUAUCCUAGGCGUGCGCACGAGUUGUGCGUGGCGUGCGGUUACAUGGUUUGCGGCUUCGUGUAGACUGUGGAAAUAAUGAAAUUCGUGUCUAUGCCAAUGGUAUACAAAUAUCGAACAUUUUCCGAAAUACGUAUUCGCACACUUUAAUUUGCUACGUUUCUACAUUUGGUUGUUUACACCUCCCGCGACAGCGCGUAUUUUAGUGUCUGUAGUUGAACGGGAUAAACAAACUUAUUUAAACGUUUUUAAAAUACAAAAAUUGUCUCGAUAUUUUCGGAAAACAACACUUAUCGAAAUUCUAUUGUUACGAGUCAUUAGCUGAGAUAGGUAUGACGUUGUCGCGUUGACGCACGAUUUUGAUAUAAUUGGCGUUAUCAUUUACAGUGUAACCACGAGUCUAACGGGGAAAAAUACAAAACAUUUUCGGAUACACUUGUUUUAUUAAUAUCGAUAAUAAUAAUAAUUUUAUUAAAUUUUAAUAUACGUGCAGUUGCAUAAUGAGUGACCGUUGCUACCAACAAUGUGACACAUUUCAUUAAAACUGAUAAAACUAAAUGUAAUUUUCGUAGCAAGGGACUAUUAGUUUUACAAUGCUGUUUAUUUCUUUGUUUUUUGUUCUAGUCCGUGGACAUGUUUUUUCCUAAUCAACUUGUUCCGAUUUUUACGUGUAGCAACUUUUAUGUAAGCUGAAGUUGACUAUAUUGUAAUUCAAAAAGAUUAUUUUUUGAUUUUCGAUGCCUUUUUUUAAAUAAAGCCACUUUAGUGUGAAAGUACGUAGGAAAUCUUGCAUGAUAUCAUGAUUUCAUUAUUUUAUUAAAACACGAACUACGUUUUCUGUCAGAGAAAAUGAUUUAAUCGAAAAAUCACUAGACACUUUUUUUGUUGCCUUUUUGAUUUAUUUUCUUACGAUGUCAUCGUCAAAACGUUUGAGCCACUUUUGAGCUUUUAAGGAAUUUUAUUUGUUGGUAGUUUUUUGCUGCGAUUCGGUUGUAAAUACACGCAGAGACUCGGAACAUAGUAAUAAUACUUAUAUUGGACUUAUCUAGACGUGGUAAAAUUUCCAAAAUCAUCGGACGACUUUUCAAUUAUAUUUAUGUAAGUGGUCUCUUAGGUCUCUAUUAUCGCCAGAAGUCCAAUUCGUCUGCUUGCGAGAGCUGUGGAUGAAGUUUACCCAUGUUAUUUGUAUAUAUUCUCGGGAUUUUGUAACGUACGCGGCUAUUAUUUUUCGGUAGUGGUUUCUGUUUUUAAUAUUUCUUCACUUUUGUUUGUAAUUAUAAUUUGUCCGAGUUAUCUACGAUAAUUAUAUUGUAAGAAAUAUCUAUAAACGUACAAUUACUUUACAACGUAAAUAUUUGUGUAUAUUCUUAUAUCAGGUCAUCGAUUGUUUUUAUGAUUACAUUUAAAGAACCUUUUUCAAACCAAUUUACUUACGAUUAGCUAUUUAAAUACAAUAAACACAUACGUGUAAUAAAACAACUAUUUCCUAUAUUAUACUCAAACGAAACGCGGUUGUAUCUAUAUACGUACGUGUAUACUUAACGACGACCUCGUGUGAUUGCAGGGAGAGGCUUCUGUUGGUGACGGAAAAUUCCAAAACGAAAGUCAAAGAGUUCGUGACGACGGUCGUACAACACGAACUGUCGCAUCAAUGGUUCGGCGAUUUAGUGACGUGCGCGUGGUGGGAUUAUCUGUGGUUGAACGAGGGUUUCGCCACGUUCUUCGAGUACUUCGCCACCAAAACGGUGAUUUAAAUGCUUCGCAAAAAAAAAAAAAAACAUUGUUAAAAUUAUUGUUAUUUAUUAUCAUGUAUCAAUAUCUUUUUUUUUUUCCAGGUGGAACCGGACUGGCGGCUAGAGGAUGUGUUCGUGUACGAAGUGCACCAGUUAGCGCUGGAAGCCGACCAGGAACCGACGCACCCGAUUUCGGGAUCCGUCCAGACGCCAGCCGAAAUCAAAAACUUCUUCGACAAUAUAUCGUACAGUAAAGCGGGCGCGGUGCUCCGGAUGUUACUAUACACGGUGACCGAGCAAAAUUUCAAAAAAGCGUUGAAUUAUUAUUUGGAGGAUAACAAGUGAGAGCGGCCGAUACGUUUUUCGGUGGCGAGUAAUUCGCUUGAGUACCUAAUUAUUAUAUUGAUUGUUGCGUUUGUUACGACACAGGUACGCGGCUGCCACGCCCGAAGAUUUAUGGACCGCUUUUGAAAACGUCCUGUUCGAGGAAGAAUUCGAAUUGGGCGAUAACAUUACCGUCACUGAAUUCAUGGAAUCUUGGACCGAACAGUCCGGCUACCCUUUGGUACGAGUGAAGAGAGAGAACGACACGUUUGUCGUGACUCAGGUAACGAUCCCCCGGGGAAACAUGAAAAACAUAUGUUAAAGCACGGCGGGGAAUUUUUCAGGAGCGGUUUUUAACCGAGCUGACCAGCGAAACCGAUGUGUCGGAAUGGAUCGUCGGGUUGACGUACACGACGGAAGACGAACGAAAUUUUUCCGACGUCGUGCCGAAGACGUGGUUGACCGGAAACAAAACUGUUUUGCUGAAUCAAAGCGAUUCCGGAUGGUUUAUUUUUAAUUUACAAUCGAUCGGUACGGUGUAAUUCAUUAUCACAGUACUUUUAAAUAAAACACGAAAGUUUUGUGGAAAAAAAAAAUGCAUUUAGGUUUCUAUAGAGUUAACUACGAGCCGGACAAUUGGGACGCCCUGAUCAAUCAGCUGUACAACGAUUGUAACGUUAUACACGUGCUGAACAGGGCCCAGCUGAUCGACGACGCUUUCAAUUUGGCCGAGGCCAAUCAGUUGGAUUAUAUAUUGGUCUUGAUGCUUUCGGAAUAUUUGAAAAAAGAAAACGACGUUAUACCGUGGUAUUCGGCCAAAAACGGAUUCGAAUAUUUACUAUACCGGACGCGGCGUUGUCCCCACUGUUACAAGCAUGUUAAAGUUAGUAUAAUUUAUAUCCGAGCAUAUAUUACUACUUAUUACCUAUGUCGAUGCAAAAAUCAUAGACAAUAAUUUUAAAAGAAAAUCGAAGGACUUCGAUGUUCGUAACUGUGGGGCGGAACUUUGGUCAUUGAAAUAUGAUUUUCAACAGUCGAAAUGGAUAAAAAGAAGUAUAGAUUCUCGAUUCUCGAUUCUGAGGGCAGCGAGAAAUGUAUUGUUUUUACUGCGAUGUAUGUUUUUUUUGUAUCCGUAAUAACUUUUCUACCAGAAAUAUCACUCCAGUUUUUAAGUGUAGAAUCUAUUCUAAAAAAAUUGUAGCUAAUUUGUGUAACGGGUAGGUCAUAUUUUGAUUUUCCUUGCAGUUUUCUUAUUAAUAAUCGGGAAAAACCGGUCAAUUUACUAAAAUAGCAAAUUCAUUAUUUUUGAUUUGUUUUUUUUUUUUUGUAAUUUAUUUAAAAAUAAUCGUAGAAACAUAAAAUAUUUUACAGUAAGACGUUAAUAGACGUUUUACUAGACGUUGUCAAAUUUUCAGAAUAUUUUGUCUGUUUUCAACUAUUUAUAGUUGCUCAUUUGCUUCGUUGGCCUAUACAACAUCAUCUAUAAUAGUGACAUAACCAUCAGCUCUUUUUUCUCGCUUUUUAGACUUAUGUCGGCUAUUUGGCCGGAUUGAUAUACGCGAAAACCGAAGAUCUUGUCACCAAUCACCCGGAUGGUUUGGCGGCAGCGGACCAUUCUGCGAAGACCGGUUGGAACGCUUUUUCGCGGUGGGCAUGUGACUUGGGCGACGAACAUUGUAUAAAAUCGGCUAUGUUCUAUUUCAACAGAUGGAACCGGGGGAAAAAGUAUUAAUCUAACGUUUUCAUAAUGUUGCGCAACAUUCAAUCCCAUAUACCGGCAAUACUUAGGACGUACAAUAUUUUACAGGAUACCAGCUGACAUUAAAGACGCGGCGUUUUGUGCCGGUGUCAAGUACGGUACUCCAAUAGUGUGGAACAAAAUCCUCGGCGUGUACGUCAACUCUGAUUGCGCUUCCGAUCGGCAGUCGGCUCAACUCGCUCUGGCCUGUUCCCAGGAUCCCGUCGUAUUAUCAAAGUAUAAAAAACAAUAUUACUCACGCCAUCAGGCUGAUCGCGCAAUAAUAUUAUGGCGUACUAUGCGAUCACGCGACUUUAAUACAACAAAAUAUUUAUAAAUAUUAAAUAAUAAUAAUUGUUCGUUCACCGAAUCUGCAGCAACGAGAUGCCGACGCAUUCGAUUCGAUUGCGUUUUACUCGAUGUAGGCAAAUAUCAAAGUUUGAAAUCUUUUUUUUUUGUGAUUUCCACAAAUAUAGGUAUUUGGAUUUCAUGUUCGACGGAUACGACGGCCCGAUUCGGCCGCAAGACUUCCGAGUCAUUUAUCAGACGUUGGCGACAAAACCGCAAGGCAUUUCGGCGCUGAUCGAAUUCGUGACGAACAAACUGGACCGGAUCGUAAACGAAAUAAUCAACGGGGAACAAGUGGCUACGGCCAUAUACUCACUGCUGGCUUCGAGGGUGGCUACCGACAUAGAAAUAGCCCUGGUAUGCGUAUAUAGUCGGUCGAAUAGCACGUAUACUGUUAUACAGUUAACGCGAUAAUUUAUGUUACUGCGGACUUACGGUAUUAUCGUGUUAAUUGUUGUUAAAAGAUCGACGACUUGAGGAGAAGCCCGUCGGUGCCGGCGCACCUCCAAGCGAGAUUCAACCGUUCUUAUGGCGCGGUGGACGAGAACUUGGCCUGGUUCAAAACGUAUCACGGGAAGGUCGGUGAAUGGGCGAAGAACACGGUGCACAAACUCGGAUUGGACACCGAACCAACGACCAGUAGCACUACGGAAGUACCGACGACGGAGACGUCCGACGAAUCCGACGAGACGACGCCGUCCAGCGCCGGACCGUCGAACCAUCGGUCCUCCGGAUAUUUUAUUUCGCGGACGAUAAUUAUUGCGCCGGUAUUACUGGCUCGCAGCGUGUCGCGUUUUGCCUAGAUCCUUUUCUAGCCGAGUCGGAUACAACAUUUAUAUUUAGUACAUUUUAGUGUUACGGGCGUCUAUAUAAUAUUAUUAACUCGAGGUUCGUAAGUUCGUGGAUUUUCACGUUUUGUUCGAUGCACAGGAACACCGGUUGCUGACCGGGGUAUAAAUCCGUUUCAUAACAAUAUACCAAGAAGAUAACAAAUUUUAAUAGCGCAUGAAUUCGCUUAUUUCGAGCAUUUUGGCUUAUCGGGCAUAUUUUAGCGCAUAUUAGCGCACGAUUCGUAUUACACUGAGGAAAUUAUUACUACUUUUUUUGUUCGGAAUUAAUGAAAUCCACAAACAUGUUUACAAAAUCCACAAUCUUAGUAUUGAGUAUUAUUUCUAGUUUUUGUUGAGCUUUAUUUUUAUUCUCGUAUGAUUAUGGGUUUUAUGGGUUUCAUGGCAGUACCACAAAAUCAAUGUUACCGCACUCUCACGUUAUCUCGAUAUCACAAUCAAUAUUUAUUUUCGUCGAAACUAACUUGUAUACGCGUGUAAUAUAAUGCGAUUUUUUUCUCACUUAUUAAAAGUGCAUAUUUUUAGAUUUUUAGUACAUACAAGUUCAUGUUUCUGAACUUACGAACCCUAAUUAUUAUAAUAAUUGCCGUCUGAUUUGAGGGAUUAGACGAAUUUUAUGCAUAUCGCCGAUUGACUUUUUAGACUUUAGUAAUUAUACAAUAUACAUGGAUUGAAAGACAAAUUGAUUUUUCAUUUGUAGUUUUGACCAGGGUUGUAUGUUUAAAACACGUUUAAAAAUCAAAACAGUAAAAUUUAAUUGAUUCUGUUUAAAAAUUUUAAAACUCAUGUUUUAAACAUCAAUAAAAAACUUGUGUUUUAAAAAAAAUAUAUUUUUAGUAAAUUUUAAAUUAAAAUAAUCUAUGGAUUGUUUCAAUCUUAUACGGUUUAAUGAUUUUUUUUUUUUUUUAUAGAAAAUCACAUCUAAAAGUAAGUUUGAGACCACGAGGAGCAAUUUUCAGUUUGAAUUUGAAAAAAAAAAAGUAAAAAAUCAAAAUUGCCUAAUAGUAAUGUUGAUUUAUCGUUAAAAUGCUCAAUAACAAAAUAUUCAUGACGCGUUGAAAGAAUACUGUUUUUCUACAAAUUACAUUUGUUCCUGUUAUAUUCAUGUAUUGUAUUGGUUAGUACUGGGCAAUAUAAGAUUGGAAACAAAUAAUAAUUGCACGUAUUUAGUGUGGCACAUCUAGCCUAUACUGGCUAUACUAUAGUUUUAUUAGUAUAUUAUAUUAUUAUUAUACUCCAAGAAUACUCUAUACGUAUUACGUAUUUGCUAGACACGCUGACUCACCAGUGUAUAAUUUCAAAACAUCAAGAGUAAACAUUUGUAAAUCUGGGACACGGGGCACGAAAUGGCAAGGCCAGCAUUAAAAAGACGUCCUAGGAUAAUGGGGACGGGUGCAGCCACUGCUAUUUAUUGUAAUUUAUUAAACAAUGAAAACCAUUGCUUACAAAAAAACGAUUCUGAACGGAGUUCAGUUGAUAGGGAUGAUUUGUCAACAAUAUUAUCUAGCAUAUUAUGAUGAAGUGAGUAAAACAAUCUGCGUUUCCAAGACAACAAUGAUUGUUUAAAAGAGAUAAAAAAAAACCUUAAUAAUAACAAAAAUAAAUAACAACGGUUGCCAAUGACAACCGUUUUUUAAUUUUUUAAUCUUUUUUUUAACCUAAAGAACAAAGUUUUCUUCACUAUCUCAAAUAUUAAUGAGAAUUUAAAAAAAAUGUCCUCCUUAAAAUACCACCCAGACAACAUUUAUUUCCAGAAAAAAGUGUUAUACUUGAUAAUUGGAGUAAUCUUUCUCGCAAAAAAGGUGUUCACAAGAAAAAAAGAAUAAACAUUAUUGUAAAACCAAUACAUUCCUCGCUCUACUCAGAAUCCACAAGCAAAUAUCCGUUAACGGCAUUAACAAUCAUACGCAAUGGGUUUAUAAUAGAUGUUUAAUAUUUUUUUGAAAGCUUUGAAGAUCGUAAUAACCUAAUAACGCUAAUUAUUAUUUAAUAGUACAUUUUCAAUAUUUUUGAUGACCACGAGAUUAAACACUAAACAUACAAGCAGUAGGCAUACGUGAUUACAUCUAUCAUAUCUUAUACCAAUUGUGUAGAGUUUCACAUUUUAAGUUAGUGACUUCACUAGUUGAACGGUUAAACAUACAAAUUUUUGUCGAGUACCGGUGGGUUUAGAAUUCAAAUCCAAAGCGAUUUUGAUCGUUUUACUCGACCACGUGUUAUAAAUCAAAUUUAACCGUAACUAUUUUGGAAUAGCUAUUCCUGAUGAAUGUCUAUGGUAUUUUUUCUUUUGUUGCAGUGGCGUAAAAUCUCCAUAAACAAUGAUAACCAGUCACUUAAAUUUUUUUUUUUAAGAUUUAUUUUUAUCUACUGAAAUAAUAAUAUAGUUGGCUAACCUACGUUAUUUGAUUUUGUAUCUUUUGUAUUGGAUAUUUCAGAUUUAAAUCGGCUUUACGGAAUUAUUUUGGUAUAACCAUAAAACCAGAAUCACAGAUGUACACAUACAUUUAUCCAAAAUACACGUAUGCCCCAGACCCGAAAACAUUUUAACGGUUGGUAUUUUCCGAGUGGUGUUGUUCAAGCAGUUUUCAAAGAUAUUACAGGCUAUUUUUUUAGGGUACCUAUACAGUAAAUGUAAGUCGCCUAAUACUGCCAAACUGAUAAUCAAAACCUAUAUAGUAGACUGAAUAAAAUCAAGAGUAUACAUUACAAUAUGUUACUAUUUUUUUUUCUUUUUUAUAAUAUUACGUUAUGGAACUCAAUAUUGUGUUAGUGUUGAAAUGAAAUACAGUUACAGAAGAUAAGGUGUUGACAUGACAUAAUUAUUUGAGUGUUUGGCGUUUCCAUUCGCUCAUAUACGAUUUGCACAUAAAAAAAUAUCGUUCACACUGAGUAUUAUAGAUAAUGCGGAAUAACACUUGCAUGGUUUUUUGGAAAAAACGUCUGUCACGUUGUGACACGAAAGUGAAAGGAAAAAAUAAAGAUAAUGGGGAGGGGUGCAGCCACUGAUGUAGGUAGAAAGUUCUCAGUUUUCUUACGAUUUUCCUGGUUUUCCCAUGUUUUAUCUCGGUUUUUCACAUUUUCUGGAAAAGCUCUUGAGAAAAUUAAAAAAAAAAAUGACCUCUUUAAAGUACCUCCCUAAUGAAAUUUACUUUUAAAAACUUUGUUACAAUUUAAAGUUGGAGAAAAAUUGCUAGUAGAAAAGUUGUGCACAGAAAAUAAAAUUAUAAGAUGAUUAUAUUUAUUUUCUUUUUUGUAAUAUUACGAUUGAUGCCGGGUGUCCCAUAAAUAUUUUGUAAAUUGACAUUAUAUCGUCUGUUUUCGUAUGGUCCGGUUUUCGUAUUAUAUACUGGACCAAAUAUUUUUCUAAGCACUUUUACUUCUGUUGUAUUAAGUUUAGAGUAGUAAAUUAUUAAUUAUUAUUGUCCUCUAACGAAACUUAUUACAAAUUAUUAUUGUAAUUUUUUGACUAACCGUGAUAUCGUGGGAAAACGUCAAAUAAUAAAAUGCGUAUAACGUCUUAAGAACAAAUGUUUUACGUCGAAAAGCUAUUAUAUAAUUGAGUAGAGUAUUAUACACGAAACAGAAAUAAUUGAGUUGUUUUAUUGACACUUAACGUUUAGACUUUAUUUCUCUUUGUUUUCUUACUGUACAGUCGAAAUACACAUAAUUAUUUUAUCGAUAAAACAAAGCCUUUAAUAUUCUGACUAUUCGAGUAAAAAACCUAAAUUUGUACUUCUAAUAUGAAAAAUGCAGAAAACGUCUGCCAAAAUUCAAUGGAAAAUAUGAUAUACUUUGAUAAUCUGAUUACCAGAGGACGAAAUAAUUCAACUCUUAAAGAAAUAGAAAGCAUCUAUACCUACAUUAAAAAGACAUUUUUUUUAUGAAAACAUAUUUUGUACCUUCAACACAACAUAAUAAUAAUAUAGUUUGGGUGUCAGUUUAAGAUAAGUUUCAUUUUUUUUGUUUAAAGAAAAUUUACAAUCUGUAUUAACAAAAACACAACAAGUAAAUAUGAUAAUAUGAUAAUACAACAACAAAACAAAAUAUAUUAAUGACAGAAUGGCAUGAUAAGGGAGACUAUCCAGUGAUAGAAUCCUUGACAAUGAGUUUAUACACGAGCAUAUGCGUAAAUUUGGCUUGUUAAAAGGGGACCUGAAAUUAUAAAUGUAGAACAGGCCCGCGGAGGGUUUCACCUCUCUGCACCACUACAUAUAAAUUUAUCAGUUUAAUUGUAAAACAUGCUUAUAAAUACUUCAAAAUUAUCUAUUAAACAAACCAUACAAAUUUUAAUUUAAUUAUAAAUAACAUUUUUGUUAAUUUAACAUUAUGUAUUUAUGGUCAUCGGCAAAUUGUUUAAGAAUGAUCUCUUUAUUAAUAUUUUUGGCAUCACUUUUUUUUAUACCCAAGAUAGACAUCUGAAUGAAUCUAUUUUAUAACAUAGACAAUCGUAGCCAUGUUUUUAUCCGACGCAUAGCUGAGCAGCUUCUCUCACACGUGGAGGAAUUAAUUGAAAAUGUUAAAGAAAAUAAAUCGUCGGCUGUUCGUCAUAACAUCUCAACUAAUCAAUAUUCCAUGUUUACACUUUACCGUUCACCGCAACAGUACUGA